This is a messenger RNA of Pecten maximus, 5259 nucleotides long. Its product is annotated as cell wall protein DAN4-like. The coding region runs from base 96 to 3311 and encodes 1071 amino acids. Gene Ontology annotation, biological process: cilium assembly. NCBI's taxonomy places the organism in Eukaryota, Metazoa, Mollusca, Bivalvia, Pectinida, Pectinidae. The transcript has 21 exons. The record is from RefSeq and is a predicted model, not a curated record.
AUGGCAUCGCAAUGGCGGAAAAUUUGAUAGAAUCACGAGUAUACCUAAUGUAAAAUGUUAUGAAUAUACUGCUUUGGUGGAAAUUUUGAAUUAAGAUGUUGUUAAUUUAUAUAUUCGUACUUUUUUGUGGAUUUCCCAUAGUCCAGGGACAAGGGAGAGUGUAUAUUGGCUAUGCUGGCAGCUCCACAAUACCUGUGCUCCAGUUCUCACCAAAUGAUGCUGCAACACAUAUAGUUCCAGUGUAUUUACGUGUGAUAAAUGCAACAGUUCCAACUGCUGUAGGAAAUAUUUUUCCUGUUGUGCAGGUGAACUGUGAACUGAGCUACCCAGUUGCUGGAUACAGUAAUGCUACUUUUACUCCAAAGACUCUUAGCAGUACUAACACCAAUGAGACUGUCCAAUUUACUAACUUUGGUGUUGGACGUACUUUAGAUGUGCGAUGUUUUGCCACAUCUACGAGUGGCCAGUUUACUAAAGCUGAAUCUAUCAGUCCACCUGUCUCAUUUACAAUUAUGAGUGCCCCAGUUGUCAGUAUUUGUACAAAUGGUGGAGUGGUGGUGCAGAACUCCUCGGUCCCACAGACAUUUCAAGUAGGAUUCAGCGAGGCCACCUCGGUUCCUGUAAAUGUUACCUGUAGCACUGUAGCAGGGAGUGGAACACUUGUACUGAACUUAACACCAGUCACAUCCAUUGUCAAUAGUAACAGGACCACGGUGACUUACUCAUUUGUCACUGAUGGCACACCUGUAAUGGUCCGCUGUUCUGGUCAGUCACAGACAGGCACGCAAUACCAAACAGCUUCUUCAACAGGGACUGGUGUUAUGUUCUCAUUAAAUGAACCACAAUUGAGGAUAUACCCACGCUAUAUGGAAUCCACAUCACCUUCAUUCAAUUUGCUACUAGUGCUGGAGUCAGCAGCUCCUACUUCAGGGAUACCCCUGCUAGGCUGUACAGCCACCACCUUCAACAACACACAACAGGUGACCCAGGCCUUAGACCCCAACAACCGACAAGCCAACUGUCCUUCAACUUCUACAACCACUACUACCACAACUACCUCUGCUACGGCCACUACUACCUCCCCCACUACACUGACUGGACCAGUCUGGGGUGCUCUCAUCACGAAAACUUACCUGGUGAAUGUGACCCGCCGUAGUGGUGUGACGGCCGCUGUCACAGAGUACGUCGUGGUGACAUGUUGUUCUACUAGUGGUUUGGUACUCUUUUCUGAUGCUGUGUUUGUGGAGGCUAACCUCACACCCAAUGUGACACUAGAUUGGAGCAAGGCUACUGCAAAAACAGCUGUAAAUGAUGAAAGGAAGUACCAGAACCCAGCCUAUGUAGAUGCGGCUCCAUGUCCUUGUGAUCUGACCUUUGACAUUUGUGAUAUCAACUGUUGCUGUGACACGAAUUGCUCCGAUGUAAUGAAGAAUUCCUUUUCCAACUGCAUCCCUGGCCUGGCUGGGGGACAGUCGGCCCCCGUAGCAGAACAUGAUUGUGCCUCUACUCACCCCCUCAAGGCUGACUGGUUUCCUCUGAUGUGUGUAUAUCGCGAGUACAAUGCCCUUCUCGGCUACUUCUUCGCAAACUCACUUAGCAUCCGUGCUUCACAGAAAUUUCAGGAGAAAAUAGCUGGAAAAGAAUUUUACUCGUACAAGGAGGAGGAGUUGAGAGUAUCUUCUGUGUCAUCCACGCCUUACAUCUCAGGGUCCUUAGUGACAGUUAGUCAGGAGGGGACAACCCAGGAGUAUUCUGUACCCCUGAUUCUACCUCAUCGUGUCCUGUCUGGCCAGUGUAACCUGGCGUCACCUGUCCGUUACCUAAAGGAUGACACAUCAGACUGCCUUAUUGAGCUAAACCAGGCCUCGUGUUCUGUAGACGGGUCAUUCAAUGCCCUAUUUUAUGUAGAGUCCAGCAGUACCAGGUCACCUUCCUGUCCCAAACCUUUUGUUGUUCGCGGCAACAAUGGAAUGAAUAGUACCAUAGCAGUGACAUCCCUGAAUUAUUACUGUACCACUGACUUAACAGGGUAUAUCAAAGACAAUUCUACAAUGUUACCCACACGACCUACAAACACAACGACAUUUAAUUACACUAUGCCGGCCCUUGCUGAUCAGGAUGAAUGUGGUAAUGACAUCACCACCAAUUUCAACACUAUUGCCACCAGUACUUCUAAUGAGACCCCCCUCCCUCCACGUUGUGCCUUCGAUGAUGGGUAUACACGUCCUCCUGUCCCUUCACUUGUAAAUUCUGUGUGUAAUUUCGCAGUACUGGAGGUCCGUUACAGGUUUUACUGGUCAGAGUCACAAAUACUCCGACUGAAUGCCACAGUCAUUAUGGGAAAUGUACCUGUUGGCAACGUGGUCACCCAGAAAUAUUCCACAGAGUUUAUACACAGUAGUCCUACCAACGUUAGCCAGGAUGAUUAUCUGGGCCUAGGAACAAGCUUUGAACGAUCAGGCUGGCCUGGAUACGACAAAGGGAGGCCACUCCUGACCGGCUCAGCCAUGACCUUGAGUGGUGGGGCAUUCUACGUUAAUCAGAACACGAGCAGGCAACAUGCGUUGUGGAGCACUGAUGUAAAUGGACUGUGUUACAAUGCUGGGAGAAGGCCAAUACUGUUUGGAGUGAACUCAUUUACAAGUUGUGAUAUAUAUCUUACUGCUGCCGACCUGUAUGGGGAUUGUGAAGAUUUGAGAAAACUGUUAAUAAAUCGCCUGAAUAACCUGAUGGCUGCGGAUAGAAUCGGGAGAUAUGGUAAUAAUAAUCCCUACGACGAUACCCACUGGAUUACUGUCCAAAGGGGUAACUUGUCAUACGUCUGUGAUCGGCCAGUCAACUUAACAGAUGCUGAUGUGAUUGCCAGAGAAUCGAGCGGCAUGUGUACUGAUGUGGUUACAGGUAUCAGUUUAGAAGUGAUGUAUGCGGAGACUGGUAAAUCUAACAACCAGCCUAUCUAUGAGGUGAUAGGUUCCUUCAUCAGCUACACCAACAUCACGCUGAACAUGACUUGCGGUACGAGUGGGGAUCCUGCGUGUCAGGGUACAGGGGUACAGGCGUUCCCAAUACACAGCACUGUCAACUUUGUCAAGGUGUCCGCUCAAACUCCUCCAAGGAUCGACAGGUGGCAGGAAUUCUACGAUGAGUCCAUCUGCAGUAGGGACACUUGCUGGGAAGAACUUAUUUAUCCACUAUCCAGUGCCUACGACGGAGACACAAAACAGUUCGCCCUCGCCAUGGUUCUCAUUCUCAUUCUCUUCGUCAUUGGCUAUCUCAUGCUUGUCAGGCCAUGGUGGUCUAUCAACAUAUAAUACCUAAUUCUGGUCAUCAUAGACACUGGUUAGCCCACAUCGGACAACAUGGACGCUGGUCACCAUGGAUACUGUUCACCAUGGAUACUGUUCACCAUGGAGAUAAACGAGAGUCAAUUACUUUUUUUCCUUGGCCAACACCAACUACACCAACAUUUAAUGUUAGAAUCUGACCCCCACCACCCCAUGUCACCUAUCAAUACUUCUCUGCUCUUACACAGGUUUCAAUUUAUAUCUUUUUUUUAGAAGGUGAUUAAAUUAGUUAAAGUGGAUUUGACCACUAAAGGUUAAAAUUGUGCAUGGGUUGUUGACGUUCCUCGUGAUCAGAUCAUGCAGAUGAGAAAUUAUUUGAUAUUGCAUCACAAAAAUAUAACUUUUUACUUGAGUUUCUUGUCAGUUCAGUGACAUGUAUUUUUAAAAGUCUAUGGAAUCAAAUUGUCAACGUUCUUGUGAAUAAAACAUGAAAAUUGGUGAGUAGAGAAAUUAGCUGACCCGUGAUACAAUGUAAUGUAUGUCUCCAUAUUUCUAUGUGAUAUGCUUAGUUUGUUGUUAAUAUGUACACAUAUCAUGACUUGUUUAGGAGUUUAAUUGCUGGAUUAUAAUAAAUGUGUAAGAUACAUUAGGCUAGAUAGGUAACAUUGUGAGGUGGAUUAUAAGGUGAUUUUAAGUGUGGGAGGAAACUGGUCCAAGAGUCCAGUUUUCUUCUAGGUUAAAGGCAAGUGAGCUACCACUGUGCCACCCAACCAGCCUAAAUCUGUGUGGAAUGAGGGUGUGAGAAAUCAUGUAGAACAAGGAAGAGUUGGAUUAUAUGUUGAGAGUGUGAGAAGUCCUGUGGAUUACAGGUCAGAGGUUAAUUAUAAGGUGGACGUGUGAGAGGUUUUGUGGAUUAUAUUGUGAGCGCGAGACAUUAUGUGGAUUAAAAUAUGAGGGUGUGAGAUUAUCUGGAUUAUAAUGUGAGGGUGUGAGAUUAUGUGGAUUAAAAUAUGAGGGUAUGUGACAUGUGGAUUAAAAUGUGAGGGUGUGAGACAUUGUGGAUUAAAAUGUGAGGGUGUGAGAUUAUGUGGAUUAAAAUGGGAGGGUGUGAGAGAUCAAGUGAAUUACAUAAUAGAGUGUAUCAUAAGUUGAAAGCGUGAAAGGUCACAUGGUGGUAUUGAGUUUUAUUUUAAGGUUAGUAUAUAGCAAGCUACUCUGUGAUAUUCAAGGUUUAUCCUGUAAUACACAGGAACUGGUACAUUUGCAUAACCCGAGAUGUGUUAAUGUUAUUUUCAAAUUAAUUGAUAUAUCUAAUACAAUUUAAUAACUUAUCCCAAAUGAAAAUCUGUCAGUUAUGCCAGAUAUUGAAAAUGUUUGUUUUAACUUCUGACCCAUCCAUAGUAUAAUCUGCAGACUUGUCCUAGAGAAGAUACUUUAAAUGCCACAGAGAUUGCUGGUAUUUUGUUGAUUUAUGGGUGUAGAAUCAAGUCUGUGUAAUCUAUGCUGACUCCAUACUGAAUGAAUCCCUUUUAGUAUAAUAAAUGACAGUGAAUGUUGGAGUUACCCAGUGAAGGAAUCCAACAAAACAUCAAAUAACAAAUGGAGUGGGGCUGGUGGGAGGAGUUAAUCACAUGUAUGUAAUGUGCAAAUUUUUCUUCCUUUUUUGUUGCGCUCAUGUAUUUAUAAUACUGACCAAACUCUGUAUGAUACUUCUCAUAAUACAUAAACAUAGCACACACACCAAAUUGUGAAAUAUGCGAGAGAAAUUGAAACCGUCCUUAUAUUUUAAUUUUAUGCGAGAAAAAAUGGAACCGUCCUUAUAUUUUAAUUUCAUGAAGGAUCAGGAAUGAUGCUGUAUGAUUGUGCUGGAGUGGAUACAAAGUUUAUAUUUAGAGUGUACUAGUAAGUUAGUGAAAACUUAUUUAUUAUUUAAUGCAUUUUGAUACAUAUCCAAUAAAUUGAGAAAUUUAUAAAA